Molecule: messenger RNA, 7453 nt
Organism: Anolis carolinensis (green anole)
Lineage: Eukaryota; Metazoa; Chordata; Lepidosauria; Squamata; Anolidae
Gene: lamb3
Product: laminin subunit beta 3
Exons: 23
Coding region: 697-4200 (1167 amino acids)
Biological process (GO): substrate adhesion-dependent cell spreading; animal organ morphogenesis; tissue development
Cellular component (GO): laminin trimer
Source: RefSeq, a predicted model, not a curated record
CAUACCUGGAUUCUUUGUAUUUGAUUAUCUCCAGAUGUUUUCUUUUCUAUAUCUGUAUGCCAUUAAUACACUCAAUUAAAACUUUUUGAAAAAGAAGAAAACUUCAGAGAAGUGAGAGAGUUUGAAAAAACUUUUCAGCUUUGCAUCACUGAAGCCACAGAAGGGAAAUUCAUAAGUCAGAAUAACUGUGUCCAUUCCAUACAUUGUUGAAAAGAUUGCUAAUUCACUUCUGAGUAAACCAACAUGCGCUCACUGUCUAUGAAGUAUAAUGAGUUAUACUGUAAAUAGGUGUGUCUGUCUGAAGAGAUCCUUGAAUCACUGCUUUUAUCAUUACUGCAACACCCACAGGAACUUACUUGCCCAGGUGAGGCAGAUUUAAAAACGAAAGACAACAGUUCCAGAGACUAAGAGCAGGAUUUAGGUAGACUUCUGUCAGUGAGAGGAGAAAAGAUCUGGCUCAGAGCAGGUAGGAUGUGGAGAGCUGAAAACUACCCCCUUGGCAUUGCAUCUGCGACAAAGUGUUUCUGAAUUAUAGGUGAGAAAUUACUGGUGUGCUUUCAAUAGAUUAUCAACUCAUAGUGAUUUGGUAGCAGCAGCAACUGAAAGAAUUACUCUGUCAAUUUAGAUUCUCUUACCCAGAAAAGGCUCCCUGCUUUGCUGAAAGCAGAAUUUUGAGUUUUGUGGAAUCUCAUCAUCAUGUGGAAGAUAUUGCUUUUUGUCCUAGUCUCCCCACAGCUAUUGCUUGCACAGAAUGCCUGCUUACAUGGGGCAUGUUAUCCACCUGUCCGAGAUCUCCUUAUUGGAAGAAUCCAUCACUUGAAAGCCUCCUCUACCUGUGGACUUGUCCAGCCUGAAACCUACUGCACUCCAUAUGGGGAAUGGCAACUGAAAUGUUGUCGGUGUGAUUCCAGAACCCCUCGUGUGUUCAACAGUCACCGGAUAGAAAACGUCCUGUCUUCGGCUGGACACAUGAAAUGGUGGCAGUCCCAGAAUGAUGUGAAUCACGUCUCUCUUCAGCUAGAUCUGGAUAAGAAGUUUCAGCUUGAUAGCAUCCUGUUGGACUUUAGGAGCCCUUUGCCAGUUGGAAUGGUGAUCGAGCGUUCCACCGACUUUGGCACAACCUGGAAGGUUUAUCAGUACUUGUCCACAGAUUGUGCUACAUCAUUUCCACAGAUCUCCAGUGGUCUCCCACAGACAUGGCAGGAUGUGCGUUGCCAGGAUAUGCAGACUCAGCACAGACCACCUCAGAAUGGAGGAAAGAUCGAGUUCAACCCCAUUGGUCUUGCAUCUGGGAUGACAACAUCUCACAGCCAAAAUGUCAACAAUCUGGCAGAAUUCACCAAUUUGAGAGUGAAUUUCACACAGUUGUCCCGCCUUCCACACCAGGGAUAUCGAUUGCCUAGUGCUUUCUAUGCCUUGACGGAAAUGCAAGUGCAAGGGAGCUGCUUCUGCCAUGGGCAUGCUGACCGCUGUGCUGCCCCAGAUGCUUCUUCUGGAGAACCAGGUGCUAUGAUUCAUGGUCAUUGUAUGUGCCAGCACAACACUGCUGGGGCAAAUUGUGACCGUUGUGCAGCAUUUUACCAUGACCAGCCAUGGAGACCUGCUGAAGACAACAGUCCUAAUGAAUGCCACCAAUGCAACUGUAAUGGACACUCCAACAAGUGUCAUUUUGAUCCAGCUGUGUAUGAGGCCAACGGAGGUGUAAGUGGCGGUGUAUGUGAAGACUGUCAGCAUAAUACAGCAGGGGAACAUUGUGAACAUUGCAAAACCAACUUUUUCCGUAACCAACGAUUUGAUCUUGGUCACCCAGAAGCUUGCCUCCCUUGUGAAUGUGAUCCGGAUGGCACUGUUCCUGGUUCAAGUUGUGACCCUCUGAAUGGCCGCUGCGUCUGUAAGGAUAAUGUACAGGGAGACCGUUGCCACCUAUGCAAGCCUGGAUUCACACAGUUAACCAACUCCAACCCCCAGGGCUGCCGAGAUUGUGCCUGCAACGUCUUGGGCAGCCGCCGUAACAUGCCCUGUGAUGAUGAAACCGGGCGCUGUUUCUGCCUUCCCAGUGUGGUGGGAGAGAAGUGUGACACCUGUGCUGCAAAUCACUGGAAAAUUGCAAGUGGUGAGGGCUGCCAGGCCUGUCAGUGCAACCCUCAAAAUUCUCUCAGCCUGCAGUGUAACCAGUUUACAGGGCAGUGUCCAUGUAGAGAAGGCUAUGGGGGCUUGACCUGCUCUGCUCUAGAAAUUCGGGUUUGUCCAGAUCGAUCUUAUGGCGACAUCAGGACAGGAUGUAGAGCUUGUGACUGCAGUUUUGAAGGCACAGAAGAAAUGGGCUGUGACAAGCAGACAGGGCGGUGCCUUUGCAAGCCUGGCUUUACUGGAUCCCGCUGUGACCAAUGUCAGCGAGGUUACUGUGAUAACCAACAAUACUGCGAGGCAUGCCACCCUUGCUUCCAGACCUAUGAUGAUGAUCUCCAUCAGUUGGGUUUGCGUCAGGCCACCUUGAAAAAUUCCACGCAACAGCUGCCAGUGGGGACAGUGAGUUCUGCCUUCAGUACCCGCCUCUUAGAAGUAGGAAAUGAAAUCCAGCGCAUCCAAGGGAUUUUGGAAAAUCCUCUCACAACAGAGCAGGAACUGGACCAGGUGACUAAAGCCGUUGCUGCAAUCAGGAAGAAUAUUGAAGGUUUAAGCUCAGAAAUCCCUCUGACGGAUGAAGUGUCCUCCCUGUCCUUAGAUGUUGAAGCCCUUGAUAAGAGUCUGCUUCUGAUAACUGCACAGUAUCAAAACAAGGAAGCACUGUUAAAAGCCAGCCGCAGUACAGACGUUUCAGGAGCAUUCAAGACUGUCAGCUCUGCAUAUCAGACAUCUUUCAAUGCCAGUAGGCGGAUAGCUGGGUCUUCUACACUACUGGCUAAGUCUGUGGAAAACAGGCAAAGUGCUGAGAAGCUUGAAAGUCAUUUUACGAGUCUUGGGUCAGGAUUAGAAGCUCUGCAGAAUGAAAUGGCAUUCUCUCCAAACUUGACUCCAGUCAUUAAUAAGAUUUGCAGUGGUAUGAGAUCGGAGAUCUGCUCCCCUGGGGAAUGUGUUGGAGAACUGUGCCUCAAGCAGAACACAGUAGAAUGUAGUGCUGACCUGAGCUGCAGGGGGAUCCUUUCCCUUGCUGGAAACUCCAUCCAAACUGCCCAGAAAACCACCCAAGAGAUCCGCAACCUGAGUAUUCGACUUCAAGAAACUACACAAAUGAUCAGAGAUAUGGAAGCAGCUGCCAACAAAAUUCAGACAAAUGCCCAAAGCCUGGGAGACCAAAUGAGUAUAACUCGGACGCAGCUAGAGGGAGAUAUUCAGCGUACACAGCAGUUCAUCCGCCAAGUCCGAAACUUCCUGUCAGACCCAGACAUUGAUGCUGCUACCAUCCAGCAGAUCAGCGAGUUUGUUCUCUCCCUUCAUCUUCCUACUGACUCCGCUACGGUUCUCCAAAAAAUGAAUGAGAUCCAGAAUUUGGCUGCUAAGCUUCGGUGCCCUGAGGACAUCAUCGCCCAAACUGCUGGGGAUAUUGCUAAGGCCAAAAAGCUAUUGCAGGAAGCUGAACAAGCCCGUACUCGAGCCAAUGAUAUUGAAGGCAAUGUGGAAGAUGUGGUGGAGAAUUUGAGACAAGCAAGAACAGUACUUCAGGAGGCUGAAGAUACUAUCAGUGGCUCCAGUUAUUCCCUCCGACUCAUCCAAGACCGCCUUGAUGAGAUUCAGACUGUCCUUGGUCCAUCUCAGCAGAGUUUGAGGGACAUCACUGAUCAACUGGAUACCUUCACACACAGAUUUAGUCAGCUACAGAACAAAGCCAGUCAGGAUCUGCGGAGGGCUGCAGAUGCUCAACAGAGAGCAACAGAGGCCAGUGAUGAAGCAAGAAGCACUCAGCAGAGAAUGGAACAAGUGAUCAAAAAAUAUUCAGAACUGAAAAACCGGAUAGGAAAAGGGAUGAACAUGGGUGCACAAAGUACUCGGGUCCAAAAUGCCCACAUGGAAGCUGAUACAUUAUUUAAAGAAGCUUUGAAUAUGAUGGCCAAAAUGGAAGGUAUAGGGGCAGAAAUCCAGAUGAGUAACAAGGAGCUUGUCCUUGAGUCAGCCAAACUGGCAGGCCUGGAAGGAAAAGUGGAAACAAUUCGUGACUAUAUCAGCCGCCGAGUUACGUAUUAUGCUACCUGCACGGAUUAGAACAGUUUGUUGUUAUUUCACAAUGAAUGCCUUUUCUUUUUUGUUUUUCUUUUGUGUGAUAAGCAACCUUAUCAGUCUUUAAUGUUGGAGCUUUCCGAGUUUUUUUUAUUUCUAGAAUUCACCUUUUGAAUCAACUUUUUCUGAAGAAUGCUUUUUGCAAAUAAUGUGUUUAUUUUGAGCAUUGUGUCCUAGAAGAAACAAGAUUAAACCUGGAUUUUACAAGGGUAAAAAUCGUAGAUAGCUAUGAAGAUAUUUUAGAAAGAACAAUGAUGGCUUGCACCUUGGCCAUUAUAAUGCAGGUGGGCAACUGACAGAUUUUGUCAGUCGCCCACCUGCAUUACUGGGUCGUAUAUCACUCUAAAUCAAAGAAAACAAAUUUCCUAGUCACAGGCCACUUCCAGUAUUCUUAAUAACCAGCAGUCACUUGGAAACAAUAGGCUUUAUUAAGCACAGUAUAACUAAACAAUUUACUGGUUUGGAAGCAAAAUGUCAUUCCACCAAGGGAAAGGAAUGCUGUGUAAAUUAUCUCUAUCCACUGGAACCAGUACAGAAACUCCAUGCAAGUUGCAGUGAAACAAAUGGCAACUGUGCUUGGCUCAUUGUGCCCCAUAUCAUAAAUGAAAGAGACACCAGUUGAGUCAGCAUGGGAUGCUUUCUGCUUAGAUCACAUGCACCCAGCACAAAACAACAGCAACAACCCCCCCCCCCCCACACACACACACACCAGGCAAUUAUUCUCAUAAUUUAGUGAACUUAGCAGGAAUACAACAUGCCUUCCCGCAAAGAAGAUAUAACCUUAGGAUGCAAAUAAAUACACUGAAACUGCUAGCAGAAGCCUGGUAUCUUUCCUUCAUAAAAAUGUUUUCCCAGUUUGUAUAAAUGGUCCUUCUAACAUUUCAGGAGAAUUGCACCAUCUGAUUCCUCAGGCCUAUGAAUGCGCAGCACUUCAAGGAAAGGCCUCUGCCUUCUGAGAGCACAGCUCUUCCUGGCAGAAUUCUGGUCAAGUCCUUUUCUCUUCUUGAGCAACUGAGGCUUGAGUUUGAAGUUUCGAAGAGAAUCCAACAGUCCUUCUGAAAGACAUGUGAAAAUUAUACCACAUAUGUAGCACUUUCGACUAUAACGUUAUUUUCCAAUUAAUUCUUCAUUUCUGAUUGUUUGUUAAAGGACUGUAGAACAGGUGUGUGUAACCUUUAGUCCUGUAGACGAUUUAAAGCUAAACUAGAUGAUACAUUUCACACCUUUGGGGGGGGGAGUAGAGUUGCUCCUGGAUGACAUCUUUCAGUCAUAGUACAUGAUUGUGAUCACCAAUAUAGUUUGCUCUUACUGUGCUUUGUUUUGUGAUUGGUCACUAGAGAGCAAAAACACAGGCUUAAUUUGUGAAACUGUUUGCUAAGGCCCAGAUCUAUGAAUCCCACAAGGGGAUGAAAUGGGGGAUUUAUUGCACAAUAUAUGCAUUUCCAUUAGCACUUAGUUUGGUACACACAGUAUUAUUUUCAGAGUUCUUUUUCACUGUUCAUGCUAGAAUUCAUUGCAUCUCCUCUCCAAGACUAGUGUCCACACUAGGUGACAAUUCAUAUAACAGAAUUAUAACUCUAUUAUUUUAUAUUAUAAUAACUCUAUUAUGGGAUUUGCAGAUUAGAGGGGGGAAUUUUGAAUUAUCAUCAAGAGAACUCUAAUGCCUCACCAAAGUGUAUACCCAAGGAUUCCAGUUAAAGUGGAAUAAUAGUGUUAAAAUUCAGUAGUGCUAAUGAGCCCCUGUUCAAGAGGAAAUGGGAUACCUUGCAAAAAAAAAUUCCCUGUUCACUAAGCACUAAUCAAAGAUAAGAUAUUAUGCGGCUAGCAUUUCAGCACCAUAAGUGGUGCGUUAACCUUAAACAGAACAUUUUGGAUCAUUAGAAAGCCCUUGUGUAAUGUCUAGAUCUUGACACACUUACCUGUAAAGGUGUGCACAUGAUAUGGCUGACUUUCCUAUCACAUCACCAAACAAACUCCAGUCUGCCCAGUGCCAAAAUAUGAAUGGUUAUUUUUUGCUGGAACAAGGACUUCUGAUUUGAAGUGACUGAAUUUUGAAAUAGAAAAUUGAAAGCAAAACAAAAUAAUUUUCAAUGUGAAUAGAAGGAAGCAACAUAACAGCAGAGACAGAGUAACUGAUGUCUUCCAGAAGAUGGAUCCCAAUCCUCAAAUCCCUUAUCACUGGCUGAUGGGAGUCAGUCUUGAACUGAUGGGAGACAGAGGCUAGCAACAUCUGAAUGGCUACAUCUGGUGUACCUUAUAUGCAUAUAAAUGAACUAGCUGAUGCAUGGAUUCUUCAUAUAUCUAUUAGUUGAGUAGCUAGUGAACUAUUCAUUUUCAGUAACCAUGACAUAAAUUUGAAACUCAAACAUAAAAUCCUCAUGACAGAAGAACCAAUGGAGUCUCAGCAACCUAAUUUUUCUCAACAUGGUUUAUCUUUCAUAUACAAAUCUGGGCCACAAAUCUAGAAUUUGACCAAAAGUCAUUCCUCAGUGUCCACAUGACUCACAAUGACAUGGGGUAAAGCUGGUUAAUGUGAUUUUGUCCUUUGUUAGGUAAAGUCGGGGGGGGGGGGUGUUGUGUAGCUUUCCUGAAACUGCUCUACACUUCAAGGUAUGUGUGAAUAACUGUGGAUUCCCCACUCCCCUCUCCAAGUUGUGCAGGUGCUUUCACUAACAUCAGCACAUUCUUUCAGCCUCUGGGGUAAGCAAUGGCAAAACUCUCCACAAAUCCUGCCAAGAGGACCCUAUGAUGACUUCAUCUUAGAGUGAUCAUAUGUCAAAAAGGCACACCACUACCACCACAACAGUGUGGUACAGUAGUUUGAGCAUUGUAAUACAAAUCCAGGCUCAGCCAUGGAACCCAUUAGAUGAUCUUGAGCAAGUCACACACUUAACCUCUGAGACAGGCAAUGGCAAACUUCCUUUGUACAAAUCUUGCCAAGGAAACACUGUGAUAGCUUCACCUUAGGGUUGCUGUAAGUUAAAGGCACACAAUAAUACCAAUAGUAACAUUUGCUACCCAGUGAGGUUGUAGCUUUUGGGAGAUGAUCUCUAAUGUAAUUGACUUUUGUAUUGUUAUAAUUGAUCCCAACUGUCCUUGCUGUGGCCUCUGAAGGAGAAAACAGCAGACAGCAUCUGCUGCGCUUAAUCCCUUAUCUCACUGUCAUUCCCCUUUCCUUGUAUGUCCUGUCAUAUUAAGAUUGUAAGCCUGAGGCCAUGAAAAUAUCAAAAUAACAAUG